This is a messenger RNA of Python bivittatus (Burmese python), 3763 nucleotides long. NCBI's taxonomy places the organism in Eukaryota, Metazoa, Chordata, Lepidosauria, Squamata, Pythonidae. The record is from RefSeq and is a predicted model, not a curated record.
ACAUAUUAGCUCUUGCAGCGCCCGCUGCUUUUGAAAGUGGACUCAUUCGUUUUUCUCCUGUUGCCAGAUUGACAAGUACCUUUAUCACAUGCGGCUUUCGGAUGAGACCCUCCGUGACAUUUCAGAUCGGUUCCGGAAGGACAUGGAGAAGGGCCUGAGGGCAGACACCAACCCUACAGCUUCGGUGAAGAUGCUGCCAACCUUUGUGAGGUCCAUUCCUGAUGGAACAGAGGAAGGUGACUUCUUAGCAUUGGAUCUUGGUGGCACAAAUUUCCGGGUGCUAAGAGUUAAAGUUGCAGAUAAUGGCAGCAAGAAAGUUGAGAUGGAGAAUCGGAUCUAUGAUAUUCCAGAAGAACUGAUGAGGGGCAGUGGAACACAGCUCUUCGACUACAUUGCUGAAUGUUUGGCCAACUUCAUGGAGCAGCUGCAAAUAAAGGACAGGAAGCUGCCGCUGGGCUUCACCUUCUCUUUUCCCUGCCACCAGACCAAGCUGGACGAGAGCAUCCUGGAUACUUGGACCAAAGGAUUCAAGUGCAGCGGCGUGGAAGGGAAGGAUGUGGUUGCACUGUUACGGAAAGCUAUAAGGAAGCGAGGGGACUUUGACAUUGACGUUGUGGCUGUGGUGAAUGACACUGUUGGGACAAUGAUGACCUGUGGCUAUGACGACCACAACUGUGAAGUUGGGCUUAUUGUUGGCACUGGGUCAAACGCAUGCUACAUGGAAGAGAUGCGCCACAUAGACACUGUGGAGGGCGAUGAGGGCCGCAUGUGCAUCAAUAUGGAGUGGGGAGCCUUUGGAGAUGAUGGAUCCCUCAGAGAUAUCAGAACAGAGUUUGACCAAGAAAUUGACAUGGGCUCACUGAAUCCUGGCAAGCAGCUGUUUGAGAAGAUGAUCAGUGGCUUGUAUAUGGGUGAGCUGGUCAGGCUCAUCCUGGUGAAGAUGGCCAAGGAGAAGCUUCUCUUCAACGGGAGGGUCACUACCGACUUGUUGAAGACAGGGCUCUUUGAGACCAAAUAUGUGUCUGCCAUCGAAAAGGAGAAGGACGGCAUCCCAAAAGCCCGUGAGAUCUUGACGCGGCUGGGCCUGGAGCCUUCCCACGAGGACUGUGUGGCCACCCAGCGCAUCUGCGAGAUUGUCUCCACCCGCUCGGCAAGCCUCUGCGGGGCUGCUCUGGCCGCUGUGCUCCAGCGCAUCAAGGAGAACAGGGGGGUCGACCGCCUGCGCAGCACCGUUGGGGUGGAUGGCACCGUCUACAAAAAGCAUCCUCAUUUUGGCCGCCGCCUUCACAAGGUGGUGCGUCGCCUCCUGCCCGACUGUGAAAUCCGCUUCAUCCGGUCCGAAGACGGGAGCGGCAAGGGAGCUGCCAUGGUGACGGCAGUGGCGUACCGGCUGGCCGCCCAGCACAAGGCCCGCCAGGAGAUCCUCAGCCCCCUACGGCUCAGCCAGCAGCAGCUGCUGGAGGUGAAGAGGAAGAUGCAGCAAGAGAUGAAGUUGGGCCUGGCCCAAGAGACGCACGCCAAGGCCAGUGUGAAGAUGUUGCCCACCUAUGUGUGUUCCACCCCUGACGGGACAGAAAAAGGAGACUUCCUGGCCUUGGACCUCGGGGGCACCAACUUCCGUGUGCUUCUGGUGCGCAUACGGAAUGGGAUGCGGCGCAGUGUGGAGAUGCACAACAAGAUCUACUCAAUUUCAGAGGAUAUCAUGCAAGGGACAGGAGAGGAGCUCUUUGAUCACAUCGUCCACUGCAUUUCGGACUUCUUGGAAUACAUGGGGAUGAAGGGGGCUUCGCUUCCUCUAGGAUUUACCUUCUCCUUCCCUUGUCAGCAAAAGAGCCUUGAUGAGGGCAUUCUCCUGCAGUGGACCAAGGGCUUCAGUGCUUCUGGUUGUGAAGGAGAGGACGUUGUGGGCCUGCUGAAGGAAGCCAUCCAUAGAAGAGAGGAGUUUGAACUGGAUGUGGUAGCCUUGGUGAACGAUACGGUGGGCACCAUGAUGACUUGUGGGUAUGAAGACCCUCUUUGUGAAGUGGGGCUCAUUGUUGGAACUGGCACCAAUGCCUGCUACAUGGAGGAGCUGAAAAAUGUGGAGCUGGUGGCUGGGGACAAGGGCAGGAUGUGUGUCAAUAUGGAGUGGGGUGCCUUUGGUGACAACGGCUGCUUGAAUGAGUUCUGGACGGAGUUUGAUGCCAUUGUGGACGAGAACUCCCUCAACCCCGGGAAGCAACGAUACGAGAAAAUGAUCAGCGGGAUGUACCUGGGCGAAAUUGUCCGCAAUAUUCUGAUUGAUUUCACCAAGCGAGGGCUGCUCUUCCGUGGGAGAAUCUCUGAACGGCUGAAGACGAAGGGGAUCUUUAAGACUAAGUUCCUGUCUCAGAUUGAGAGUGAUUGCCUGGCACUGCUGCAGGUCCGUUCCAUUCUCCAGCACCUCGGCCUGGAGAGCACGUGCGAUGACAGCAUCAUUGUGAAGGAGGUGUGCACCGUGAUUGCUCGACGCGCCGCUCAGCUGUGUGGGGCAGGAGUGGCAGCAGUGGUGGACAAGAUCCGGGAGAACCGGGGAUUGGACAUCCUUAAGGUCACUGUCGGUGUGGAUGGGACCCUCUACAAACUCCAUCCUCACUUCUCUGCGGUGAUGCACGAAACAGUGAAACAGCUUUCGCCCAAGUGCGAGGUGACCUUCCUCCAGUCCGAGGACGGCAGCGGGAAGGGGGCAGCACUUAUCACUGCGGUUGCAUGCCGGAUGCGGGAGGCUGGCCAGCACUGAGAGUGGGGUCCCCGAACACCGCAGGCGUGGCUCCCCAUUGCUGCUUCUCCCCCAAAUCUCCAGACCACUCCAGGCUGAAUCCUUGUGUCUUCCGAAAUUGCCUCUGCUGGAGCCCGUGCGGGCCUGGGUCUUUGCACAUAGAUGUGAAGCUUACCUGUGGGGUACGAGUAUCUCCUUCCAGAUGAUCUCUGGUAGCUGUCAGGUGUCAUUCCAUAUGAAGGCGCUCCAUUGUCACUUUACAGCUGCAGCUUCUGGUCCUGGGCUAGGUCCAGACCAUAGCAUAGCACAAAUACACCUAUUUCCAUUAAAUGCAGUGAGUGUAUUCAUUUUGUGACUUAAACAUUUGCAGUAAGAAUAGCAAGUAUCCGUAUGAAGAAAGUGGGGAUGUUCUGCAAGAGCUGUGAUAAUGAUUCUUGAGUUGAGUUUACGGGACUUGGGUGAGCAAGUGCCUGGAUAUCACUGGACCCCGAGAGAUUGCCAACUGAUCCUUCCCUCUGAGAUACUGCGUUGCCAUCCAGAGCUUGUGCUCCAGAGCUACCAUAGCCUAGCUGCUGCUUUCUGCUGUAAACAGACCACCCGUCAGUCCAAAGGGGUCCUUGGACCCUUAAGCUGGCAAAGGGCUGUCGUGGUUACGUCCUGGAGGGAGAUGCUCCCUGGGAAUCUCUCGUUCGUUAAGCCCCGUCUUUGCUUUCCCUCACUUGUGAACCAGUAUCUUAAUUCUGUAUCUGGAGAGAAGAAAGGCCAGCAGCUUUUGUCUGUAAAAAAUUACUAAUAUGUGUAGCUGAAGGAGGGGAGGGGGUGCCAGGAAAUAACCCUGCUGCAAGAUGAAAGUGGGGCUCAGGGAGGAAUCUCUGGGAAAGGUGGCUGUUCCAGGGUUGUUCCACGAAGCCUGAAAAUGGGAAUGCCAAGCUGUGAUCCUGUCUUCCCGGCUACUUCUGGCCCUUGCAGGUGUGCUCUGGGGGCAACUGGGGCAAUGAGGGGCAUAGCUAACAACAAGCCCCCCCC